Penicillium argentinense is the source of this 2739-nucleotide messenger RNA. Its product is annotated as alpha/beta fold hydrolase. The transcript is spliced from 3 exons. The coding region runs from base 1 to 2739 and encodes 912 amino acids. The record is from RefSeq and is a predicted model, not a curated record. NCBI's taxonomy places the organism in Eukaryota, Fungi, Ascomycota, Eurotiomycetes, Eurotiales, Aspergillaceae.
AUGCAUCUUCACGACGCACCCCCGGCGACUCCUAAACCGGCUGAGUCGGCCCUGCUCAACCGUCGUCGCCGUCGCAAAUCGCUCCCUGGCCGCGCAAAGGGUGCCAACGCCGAUCCAACGUCGCCCGAAGUCAUCUCGUCGCUGAUCUCCUCCCUGUCAACGAUCUCGGUGCCCCUGAACUCGCAUUUCGACAACGUGCCGCGCAUCGACUCCAAGGAUUCCAAAGAUUCCGACCCCGGUCUGCCCGAGCAUGGCUUUGGCAUGAACUACGGCACCUACGCCACGGUCGAGGAGCACCCCAACGACAGUCCGUUCUUGCACCCGGAUGAUGCGGCCUCGUCGCCUGUCAUUCGCAUGGCCAGAGCGCCGCCCUCACCAAAAUCCCCUAAAUCCCCCCGCUCGCCGAGAUUUAAACCUUUCAAACAGAACGACUCCGCGACCCGGCCGGCCUCGAGGGACUCCUAUACCUCUGUCCGGACCGCCCACGAGGACACCCCCAGUGUCUUUGGGACCAUCAGCACUGAGCCCGGCCCCCGUCUAUCCACCGCCGUCAGCAUCGCAUCCAACAGCUCCGCCGGGCGCAAGAGUCUCAAGGGGCAAUUUGGGCUGCUGAAGAAGUCCUCGCGGGAGUUCAACAGUGACAAGGAUUCACAGGUCGAUCGCCUGCGCAAGACCAACAGCCUCAACGACAGUGUACGCCACAACAUUCCGCGAAGCCGAGCCAGUUUGAGAUCCAUGCAUUCCAUGGCAGAUCUGGCCGAAGAGGCCGCUCCCAAUGGCCGCAAGGAUGGGUUGAAGGACGACCUCAAGGAAGAGCCCAGUGAGGGCCUGGUGGCGAGCACGCCGCCAACCAGGGAACUGCAGUCGAUUCAAAGCACCCCUGAUAAUCAUAAUCCAGGAGGGAUUGGAAGUGGCCGGAUCAUCCCGACGCGCGAUUCGUCCCUGCGGCAUAGACACAGUCAAUCGUCCAGUUCGAAGAAGCGGAGGUCGGCACGUCACAGCCGAUAUUCAUCUACCGCGAGCAAAGAGUCGACGGCAGAGAAUGGGCUCCCAGGCACCAGCAAUGACGCGGAACAGGUGACCAAGAGGAUUCAGCAGCUCAAGGAUCAGCAGCAAAAGAUCAAAACUGAGCUGGAAUCCGACGAUGGCCCGUCAAGGCCCACCAAGGCAGCAACCACACCUGCAAAGCCGGUCGAAACCCCGCGCAGCGGUAGCCUGUUCGACCACGGACGCGGAACUCCCAAUGGACGCUCAGUGAAGAGUGACCGGCCCCCAGUGAAUGAUAGUGCCCCUUCCCCUGCGGUCAUGACGGGCAAGAACCGCACAAGCAAACCUGGAGCACCAUUGGCGUCGAAGCCCACGAAUUUCUCCCCGCAAGUGCAUAAGUCUCCGCCCGAAAAGCCAGAGAUGGAGAGCCGAUAUCGACGUUCUCUGGAGCCCAUCACUCCCACACGAAGCCAUCGGCGCACUCCCUCUGGUCCCCAAUCCGCGAAUCGUCCCUCUUUCAAUACUGAAAGACCGUCCAGUGCCGACUCGAUCGACCUUGCCGUGGAUGACUACGUCUUUUCCCCCAAGUUGACGCAGCGGGUGGUACAUCCGACAACGGGUCGCACGAUCGCCUUCUCGGAGGUGGGCAACCCAAAGGGACAUGUUGUCUUGUGUUGUCUCGGAAUGGGUCUCACUCGGUAUCUGAUGGCAUUCUAUGACGAGUUGGCCCGGACCCUCAACUUGCGUCUGGUAACUUUGGAUCGCCCCGGUGUUGGCGAAAGCGAACCGCAUGGAGUUGACGAGCCGAGUACUCCUCUCAGCUGGCCUGAUGAUGUUGCUAUUGUUUGUAAUUAUCUCCGAGUGACCAAAUUCUCCAUUCUCGCCCACUCCGCCGGAGCAAUCUAUGCUCUUGCAACCGCCCUUCGAAUCCCACAGCACAUCCGAGGGCGCAUUCAUCUCCUCGCUCCGUGGAUCCCACCAUCUCAACUAUCCAGCAUUGGCUCCCAAAAAGAGCCCGCCCCUAACAACGCGGUUCCUUACUCUCAGCGAAUCCUCCGCGCUCUCCCUACCUCUCUCCUCAAAGUCGCCAACACCAGUUUCAUGAGCGCCACGAGUGCAAGCAUCACGACCAGCCUGCCAAAAUCACCCAAGCGAUCCAAACGCAAGGCCGCCAAAGAAGCAGCCACUGCCGAAAUUCCACCCAUACCAGACAUCGAGACCGCAUCCCACCACCAAAACGAAGAUCCUGCCCCACUCAGCGGAUCCAGAUCAUACGGCACAAUCCCGCACCACGCUUCAUCACGGAGAAGUGACGCGACGCUCGGUUCCCGGGCAAAAUCUCCCGAAGAAGAGCUCGAACGCCAACGAGACUAUGACACUCGUCUGACCCACCGCAUCUGGGAACUCGCGACGGCCAACGCCAACCCGGCGGUCGAUCUACUCAUCUGCUUGGAACGCCGCCAGACAAUCGGCUUCCGAUACGUGGACAUCACCCGCUCCGUGGUAAUCCAACACGGCAGCAAAGACACACGUGUCCCCGUGGAAAACGUGCAAUGGCUCGGCAAAACCAUGCGCCGGUGCGAGGUCCGCAUCCUCGAAGGCGAAGGCCACGGCCUCAUGGCCUCCGCCUCGGUAAUGGGUAGCGUCUUGACGGAGAUCGCUAAAGAAUGGGAAGACUGGACGACGAUCGUGCAGGGUCGACGUCGCGCAACGGCGAACCACGCACGACCGGGUCUCUCCAUUCAAACCUAA